This is a messenger RNA of Mesorhabditis spiculigera, 1734 nucleotides long. Lineage: Eukaryota; Metazoa; Nematoda; Chromadorea; Rhabditida; Rhabditidae. The record is from the annotation of a GenBank genome assembly.
AUGAUCGCCGGCUUCCUCCGGCCACCGCCGAUCCAGCAGAAUCGAAUCCCGAAGAAUGGAAUACGCAGGCCACAACCAUACAUAGGGCGUCUCCCACGGCCGGAGCCCUAUAAACGGAGAGUGAAGGCAUUCGCGAAGAAGUUCGAAGUGCUGCGUGAGGUGGGAAGCGGUGGCUUCGGACAUGUCGACAAAAUAAAACUGAAGAAGGAUGGGAAGGUGUGCGCCUUGAAGACACUGGACUUUCUGGUCGACAAGACGGCGAUUCGCGCUGAAUUCCGUGCGCUCACCUUGCUCCAUGAUAAGCCAUUUAUCAUCAAGACUUACGCCCUAAUGCGUCUACUCGAUCGCUUCUUCGUGCUGAUGGAUUACGUGGACCCGAUCCGACUACGGGACCUGGUGCCCCUGUUUUCUCACCAAGAUGCGAUGAUCUACGUCCAGAAUAUUCUGGCUGCACUGGCGCAAAUACAUCGGCUCGGCAUCAUCCACAACGACAUCAAGCCGGCAAAUAUCCUGUACGACCCGAUCCGCAGAAAAUUCGCCAUAAUCGACUUUGGCCUCGCAUCAUUCCACGACACGGAGAGACGGAUCCCCGUUUUCUACCCAAGACCAGCACAAAUCUAUUCGGACAAUUGGUAUCAAGGAGCGGAUGACGCCGAGCUGCUCAUCACUCAAGCUCAUCCCUUUCUCGCACAGCAAGCACAUCUUGAAUUUGCGAAAAAAGCUCUUGAACAUCGCCAAGCUAGAGACAUUGAAUAUCGAUACGGAUUUGCGGUCGAGCUCUUCAAGGGCCUAGCCGAGCUCAACCCCGAUGGAUACAUCAAUCGACUCGCCAAUGCAAGUCCGGAUGUCGAAGAGGCAUUAUUGCACGAAGGCCCAAGGACGGAACAGGACUGGGAGUUUUUGGUAGCCUUUCAGGGCCAUCUUCCUCCACGUGAGUACUACGAAGCUAGAUUGGAAGCUGUGGAAAAGGACUUUCCUUGCUCAUGCUUCAAUCAGCUCGGCAUCUGCAAUUUCUGCAAGGGACAGCGAGGAUUCACAUCAUGCGACUGGGGCACUCGUGGAUACAAACCGCCGGAGGUCGAGCUGCGAUUCGAGUGGAGAAGCGAGGCCAUUGAUCUGUGGGCUACCGGAAUGAUACUGCUCGGAAUAUUGCUCAGAAAAUUACCCGUAUUUCGUCCCGAUACACAUGGAAUGGCCCUACUCCAACUCAGCACCCUAUUUGGCUACGAACGGAUGCGUGCGCUGGCAAAUAAAUAUGGUCGAAAUCUAGUGAUGAAAAUAAAACCGCCCGGGCUUGACUUGCUCAAACUGACCGCCUACCAUGAGUUCUGCCGCUCUGGAAGCCCCAUCGAGGCGUGGACCUUCAGCGAUUGUUGCGAAACUUGCUACGAAUUGAUUGAAGGAAACGACUCCGGACUGUGUAUAUGUCGAAAAGGUAUCGAGGGCUACAAACAAAUGAAGGACGGACUUGGCAAAGAAUUAUUCCGGCUCCUCCAUGCCCUACUACUGCUCGAUCCCGUGAAGAGAAAUCGUGGCGACGAAUUCUUGGCGCAUUGCGAGGAAAUGCUGAGGUUAAAUUUUGACCCGAACGCUAGUGGGCUCAGCGUUGCUAAGAUUCAGGCCCUGUGGCAAAGCAAAAAAGAGCAAAAGAAGCGAAAGUGUGCGCCGGAAGCGGCCCGCGCUUCAGCCGAGGAAAAAGAAAAUGCGCCUCCAGCGAAAAGAGCUAAACCCUGU